AUGUUUGAUUCAGGCGGCGGGGGCAUUGUCACACGGAAACAGGGACGCAACCUUGGCGAGUGCGCUGUUCUCCUGCUGGGGCUCAAUUGCUCUGAACUAGUUGCCUGUGCGAAACUGACGUGCCGCGAGAACGCGGACUACUCGUGCGAUGCGCACAAUCUUAUCACGCACUCGUUCAUGAAAUGUUUCUCUGUUACAGCGGACCGGAUCGGCGUGGGACGCGCCAAUUCGAAUAUUAAACGCUUUGACAAACUCUCGAGGACGGAGCGUUGCGGGCCUAGUGGGAAUGGCGGCCGUUGCCAGUACAAAUGCAAGCACCGAACAGACAAAGGAAUGGAAUAUUCAUCGAAACGGGAGGGUGCUUCACACGUAAGCAAAGGCGGCGCGUCGAGCUCGCCCGAGUUACAUAAGCGGGCUCCAGCGCGCAGGCGCAGAGCGGCCCAACCCCCGUUCGCUACCCUCGACAUAAAUAGC
Messenger RNA from Iphiclides podalirius (scarce swallowtail), 474 nucleotides. The record is from the annotation of a GenBank genome assembly. Lineage: Eukaryota; Metazoa; Arthropoda; Insecta; Lepidoptera; Papilionidae.